GGUGCCACACAUUUACCGUGUAUGGGUUGUCUUCGGUUGAAAUAAAUUAAACGGGAUUAUUCCUGCCAGCAUUUGCCGAUCUCGCGUAGGGGUCGUACUGGGAAAGCAAAAAGGUACGACUGUGAUACGUGCGAGUGUCGCCGUGAGUGUAGGUUAGGUGCUACAAAGGCAACUUCGAGGUGAGUGCAGAUAGUCGUUGUUACUGCUGACUACAAGAAACAACGAGAUGAAAGCUGCUUUCACUUUGUUUGCGUUGCUAGCACGAGUUUCGUUCUUCCGCUAUUUUCAGUUGGUUCAAUUUGCGAACUGUGCCGCAAUAGUGCUGUUUGUAACAAACGGAAGUGAUAUCACAAUCAAUCUAACAGCCGAAAAUAGCCAAAACCGGCUGGUGAAUGUGAUUACCAAUUCCGGAAACAACAAUCCAUCAAUUUUCGAUUGGAUCGGAGGCAACGGAGCAAACAAGGCACCACGCGUUUCCAUUGGUUCGGUGAAUCAGCCUGCCGCGGACGAAAACCCCCAAUCGAAUUCAAUAACUGAUGCACUGCGGACUACUGGCGAUGCUGCCCUACAGGGUAUAAUGGAAGCCGAUAGUUCAAAUAGCGCCGAGCUGGAUAGUGCAGAAAUAAUCGACGUUGUUAGUAGUACGACCGAAAAGUUGAACGGAAGUAGCAUGCAGUCACCUUUUGAUGGCACCACGGAGCAGUAUAUGCCGUGGAAAAGAAAAUACGUCACGGUAGAAAUGAAGCGAUCAGAUUUUUCCUCGGACUAAGUUUAAAUUUAGUAAUCGAAGUGAUGAAAGUGUUCAUUUGCAGGUAUUUGUGCAUUGCUUUAAGAUCUGGAAACGCGUAUUGAAGCGCCUUUUUUUUAAUAAAUUUGAAGAUAUCUGUUUUACUAAAAAUCUAGCAAGUAUAUGAAAGGGGUCAAGUGCGAAAAGAAAUCUAUCCUAUCCUAUUCUUUUUCGAUUUUUUUUAACAAAUCAAAAAUAGUAUGCCUUUAUUACAUUAUGCACAAGUUGAGUCUUCGCGAACGUAUAAUUGAUUUCAGGGUUGCUGAUGUGUUUUUUAUUAAAAAAUCUUAAUAAAUUGAAUAAGAUUAAUCCUUCCUACUAAUUCGUUAAUUUUGCUUCUAAUUUUCGUUUAUUUUACUUCUAGAAAUGUGUGUUUCUUUUGAGGUGAACAAGUAUUAGAGCUAAAUGCUGAAUCGAAAAUAAGCGACGCAAGUUUUCAGUAAGUGGAUCAGUGCUUUCGUUAAUUUUUAUUGUAUUGUACUGUAAUAAUAUUUUUAUUGUUUUGUAACUGCGAGAAUAGUUUUUAGAAUGUCUGUUUCAAAUUUCUUUCUUCACAAGAUACGAAUAACACUUUGUGGUUCUCUACCGUUAGGUGCAUACAAAAAAAAAAAAAACAUAUCAGAUAUCUCAGUUAUGAAUAACACCACAAAAUUACAGAUUUAUCGAUUUAACAGCUUUAAAGUUUUCGAGCAAACAACGAUAGCGCAAUUGAAAAAAAUAAUCGCGAGAGUGGAGAUCUACAGUACAGCUAAGAAACAAUUUUUCCGUCAGCUCGAUUCUGUCCUACAGCACGUUUUACCUCUUAAGAACCCCAAAACAAAGCAAUUUCAGAAAAAAUGACUUGAUAUAUUUUUUUGUUGUCAUUUUUGAUUUGAUUAAAACUUAUCACAGAUGUUCUUAUACCUCUUAUUACCCUGAAGUCGACGGCCUGUAUCGGGUUUCCUACCAAAUACGGUUUUUGAUGUCCAUUCCUUCGGCAUUCUAGCUACAUUUCAAGCCGUCUGAAGCUUGCCGUGUUUAUUCGCUUACUAUAUUAACCGAUUUGUAAGUCUGGUGUGCGCCAAACCCCAUUUUCCAGACUGUCGCGAAAGAUUGAACGCAAGAUUCUACGCUUGAAAAUACCAAAAGUUCGCUGAUCA
Messenger RNA from Wyeomyia smithii (pitcher-plant mosquito), 1926 nucleotides. RefSeq lists its product as uncharacterized. The record is from RefSeq and is a predicted model, not a curated record. The coding region runs from base 227 to 769 and encodes 180 amino acids. Lineage: Eukaryota; Metazoa; Arthropoda; Insecta; Diptera; Culicidae. The transcript has 2 exons.